Messenger RNA from Xylaria bambusicola, 678 nucleotides. RefSeq lists its product as uncharacterized. The transcript has a single exon. The coding region runs from base 146 to 547 and encodes 133 amino acids. The record is from RefSeq and is a predicted model, not a curated record. NCBI's taxonomy places the organism in Eukaryota, Fungi, Ascomycota, Sordariomycetes, Xylariales, Xylariaceae.
CAUGUUGGUCGGCGUAGGGUGAAGCGCCUAGUGAUAUAUUUGCAGUAGUGCUGUACGUAGAAGUAUGAGGAUGAUAUUAAUGCUCAGUGGCGGCAAGCUUGGAUAGCUUGCGCGUCUCAGCUGGGAUCGAGGUGUUGUGGAUCUCAUGCUUGUUAUGGCGUGUGCGCAUUUCUUCUGCGUUGCCUUGCCCUUUCCGAGAUAUCAGUGUAAUUUGCAUGGUCAGGCAUAUAUUGUGUUCGUGGCACGCGCGGAUCGAGUGUUGUGUUUUGCUGAUGCUAGGCACCAGAAUGCAGAUGGGACACAAAGCAUGGCUGGUCUCACUCAUUAUUAUGUCUGGAAUGUCCUGGGCGUCACAUUGAUGCUGACGCUCUGUAUAUUAGGGCCCCAGCUACAAUCUCAGUGCUCUGCACCUAAGGAAUGCCUUGAAAUCACCGCAUCAUUCCCAUUAUCGUUCAAUCCCACCAGAUACCUGCCAGUGAGAUUUGUUAUGGAUCACUCGUUGCUAUGUUCUGGAAACCAAGAGACAACAUCUGCUUGUCCGCAAUGAUGAUGCCGUCAUCCACCUCAUGUAUAAAGUUGCGGCUCGCCCAUCAGUAAUCGUUGCUCUCAUUACCACCCCCAUCGCAUCUGCCUCCCACUUGGUUAUCACAGUCAUUCGUUUCAAGCCUCACGGCUCUC